Molecule: messenger RNA, 2031 nt
Organism: Indicator indicator
Lineage: Eukaryota; Metazoa; Chordata; Aves; Piciformes; Indicatoridae
Gene: ACVR2B
Product: activin A receptor type 2B
Exons: 15
Coding region: 1-2031 (676 amino acids)
Biological process (GO): activin receptor signaling pathway; cellular response to growth factor stimulus; protein phosphorylation
Cellular component (GO): plasma membrane; activin receptor complex
Molecular function (GO): activin receptor activity; activin binding; ATP binding
Source: RefSeq, a predicted model, not a curated record
AUGGGUGGCCCAGUGUCAGAGGGAGUAAAGGAAGCAUUUGCAAUAAUUGAGAUAACUCAGCAGAGCAUCCAGUGGGUGAGCAGGAGGCGUCCACUGGGGACAGGUAGACCCAUGCUGAUCUUAGCCCAGCUUGCCACUGUCCACGUGCUUCAUCACUGCGAGAGUGCUGGGACUGCUUUUGAGAGCUCUGGUUAUGUUUCUACUCCAAGCUGCUCCAAAGAGGAGCUUCUUACAAAUGAAAGGAAAGUCUUAAAUGUGUAUGCGUGUAUUCUUUGCAGCUCCCUCUCUGGUCGCUUAGGUGAUGUGGUGCUGUGCCGCGUCACUCGGAUGAUAAGCUCUCUGCAGGAGUGUUGCAAAGCAACAGAAGAAGUUGGCUUUAUCGUGAUGGCAGGUGAGGGCUGCAAAGACCUGGCUGCUGGCACAACCAAGGGUGGCUGGUGUCUUCAGUGGCUUCAUGGUGGCAGCUCCAAGUGUUUUGACUUCAUCUCUGGCUGUAAUGGAUUUUGUGCAGUUGAGGAGAUAAACCAAGAAGCUCCACUCGAAGGACCAGGCCAUGGGGAGGCUGAGACAAGAGAAUGCAUUUACUACAAUGCCAACUGGGAGUUGGAGAAGACCAACCAGAGCGGCGUGGAGCGCUGCGAGGGGGAGAAGGAUAAGCGGCUCCACUGCUACGCCUCCUGGAGGAACAACUCGGGCUCCAUUGAGCUGGUGAAGAAGGGCUGCUGGUUAGAUGACUUCAACUGUUAUGACAGGCAGGAGUGUGUAGCCACAGAAGAAAAUCCUCAAGUGUUUUUCUGCUGCUGUGAGGGCAACUAUUGCAAUGAGAAAUUUACGCAUUUGCCUGAAGUCACCGGCCCAGAAGUCAUAUAUGAGCCACCACCACCAACACCCUCCCUGCUCAACAUCCUGGUGUACUCACUGCUCCCCAUUGCUGUCCUCUCCAUGGCCAUCCUCCUGGCCUUCUGGAUGUAUCGGCACCGCAAGCCUCCUUACGGGCACGUCGACAUUAAUGAGGACCCUGGCCCACCACCUCCUUCUCCCCUAGUUGGCCUAAAGCCUCUUCAGCUCCUGGAGAUCAAGGCAAGGGGACGUUUUGGCUGUGUGUGGAAGGCUCAGCUGAUGAAUGACUAUGUAGCAGUGAAAAUCUUCCCUAUUCAGGAUAAGCAAUCUUGGCAGAGUGAGAGGGAGAUUUUCAAUACUCCUGGCAUGAAGCAUGAAAACCUUUUGCAAUUUAUCGCAGCGGAGAAAAGAGGGACAAACCUAGAGACGGAGCUCUGGCUGAUCACAGCUUUCCAUGACAAGGGUUCUCUGACGGACUACCUGAAGGGCAAUAUUAUCAGCUGGAAUGAGCUCUGCCACGUUGCAGAAACAAUGGCUCGUGGCUUGUCCUAUCUUCAUGAAGAUGUCCCUUGGUGCAAAGGUGAAGGACACAAACCUGCUAUAGCACACAGGGACUUCAAGAGUAAAAAUGUCUUGCUGAAGAAUGACUUGACAGCAGUGCUAGCCGAUUUUGGGCUAGCUGUACGGUUUGAACCUGGAAAACCUCCGGGGGACACUCAUGGACAGGUGGGAACAAGGAGAUAUAUGGCUCCUGAAGUGCUAGAGGGAGCAAUCAACUUCCAACGAGACGCCUUCCUGAGAAUAGACAUGUAUGCAAUGGGACUGGUCUUGUGGGAGCUAGUCUCCAGAUGUAGAGCUGUUGAUGGUCCUGUGGAUGAAUACAUGCUGCCUUUUGAAGAAGAAAUAGGUCAGCACCCAUCCCUUGAGGACCUGCAAGAAGUGGUGGUUCACAAGAAGAUGCGCCCUGUGUUCAAGGAUCACUGGCUGAAACACCCUGGCUUGGCGCAGCUCUGCGUGACCAUCGAAGAGUGCUGGGACCACGACGCGGAGGCUCGGCUCUCGGCGGGCUGCGUCGAGGAGCGCAUUGCGCAGAUCCGCAAAUCCGUAAACGGCACUACCUCGGACUGCCUCGUCUCCAUUGUCACAUCCGUCACCAACGUGGACUUGCCGCCCAAAGAGUCUAGUAUCUAA